Molecule: messenger RNA, 476 nt
Organism: Lycium barbarum (goji berry)
Lineage: Eukaryota; Viridiplantae; Streptophyta; Magnoliopsida; Solanales; Solanaceae
Product: fruit-specific protein-like
Exons: 2
Coding region: 88-372 (94 amino acids)
Source: RefSeq, a predicted model, not a curated record
UGAAUAAUAUAUGUUUCAUGAGAGAUAUUUUUAUAUUUAAACAAUUUGAAAGCCAUAUAUAUAUGUGACCUUACAUCAAGCAAGAAAAUGCACUCUGUUAACAUGGCUAACAAGCUCUCUUUCUUCUUUUGCAUUCUCCUUGUUUCACUGGCUGUUGAUUCUUUUUGGUCCUCAAACACUCAAGUGAUGGCUUUGCGAGAUCUACCUUUAUUAGAAGAAGCUGUACAAGUAAUUGAGCAGAUUGUACUUCGAGAUGUGCGUUGUUUCGACCGUUGCAAGACUAAUGCAGAUUGCAAAAAUGUAAUAGGCCCGAGAAAGUGUACGAAUUGUCGUAAGGGUUAUACGUCUGUGAAAAAGUGCUACGCUAAUUGACCAAUUUUGUGUGUUAACUUGUAAGACUAAGAAUAUAAUUAAGUGACUUUAUCGUUCUGAAUCCUACUUCAUAUAAAAGAAAGCAACUAAGUUUAUGUGCUUCA